Messenger RNA from Rhodofomes roseus, 3015 nucleotides. RefSeq lists its product as uncharacterized. Bases 1 to 3015 code for a protein of 1004 amino acids. The transcript is spliced from 6 exons. The record is from RefSeq and is a predicted model, not a curated record. Lineage: Eukaryota; Fungi; Basidiomycota; Agaricomycetes; Polyporales; Fomitopsidaceae.
AUGACCAGCCCGCGUCGAACCCGUUCUCAGCUUGCCCUCCCUGCCUUUGACCUCAACCAGCUAGCAAGAUCUCCUCUUAAGGAUGCUCGACAGGCUCUGCGAAACAACCAAUCUCCUCAGAGUAACCCUCUAGCAGAAGCCGGACCUCAUCUGUUCUCACCGCUGCGCAAGCAACACAAGCGGUCUUCGUCGCCGUUCAAAGACACAAACGCCUACGAAAGAGACUACAAGCGUGCCAAACAUGAUGACGGGCGCGAAGAGAAUUAUUCUCCUCUCCUCAGGCCACGACGACCACCGUCUGCGUCGUCUAUCCGUGAGGCGACCGCUCAGUUACACACACCGCCCAAUUUUCGUCGUGCUCAAUCCGUUCCUGCUUGGCCAUCGACUCCUCUAAUUGACUUAACGCGUGUCUCUCGGUCGCCUUCUAAAGCUUCGCCUAUACUACAUAUCGCAACCCUCCCCUCCGAACUAACGCACCCCAAUCAACCGACAGGUCAAGAGCCAUCGGCUCCUCUAGCAUUUGACCAUGCCUCACUCGUGCUCGCCCAUCCUUGCACUCCAGAUCAACCGACGUCACCUCCCAUCUCCCCACUGUCCCCGCUCACACCCCUCACUGACGCCGCGGGGUUCCCAUCUGAUGCCGUUCAAUCAUCCGACGACGUUGAAGUCACUCGCGGUGCUCCCAAACAGUUAUCUUUCCUACCAAUCAAUGAUGAUGCGGCUACGCCCAGGCCUGUUUUACCCGUCUCUAUGGUGGCGACUCCUUCAGCAGGCUUCAGUCGCCUCCCUCGACUAUCGCUUAUGCCAUCAUCUCGACCUCCAUCUUCGAAGAUCGAGCAAACGAAGCAGUCCAGGGCACCUUCUAAGAGACCAGAUAAGAGUCGUGCAAGGCUCGGCCCUAUCCCCCUCGGUGGACGCAUGACGCGGUCGGCGGCCCUGCGACAGAAGGAGAGCAUGAGACGAGAUGCCGAGGCCGCAAUAACGCUCACUGCGGGUGCUUCAUCUCAAGCGACGCCUGUUUCUCUUAGAUUCACUCCAGCCAAACCUGUUGCCGCCGCGGCAGACGUCUCCAAUAAACCCGCCCUAUCGGGUCUUCGCAAGCGCCGUUCCUUCACAUUCAGCUUUGCGCAACCUACCGCGAGCUCCGUGGCUAAAUCAAUACCGUCUUCGCCAGAGAAAGGCAAGGAGAGAGAGAGGCCUCGUUCCGGCCUACCAGUGGCGCCGACUUCGACUUCGAGCUCAAACGUGGUGCAAACGCCUACGGACACAGAGCACUCGCCAUUGAAUUCGUCGCUGUCGUCGCUGUCACUCGCAUUGCAGAAGCUGAACAUGCCCGCUCCUUCGAGGCCCAGUACAAGUAUGGGUUUCCACCCCGGGCCAGCAGGCACGAGCGAUCGUCCGCCGGUAGCAGAGAAUGCGGCAGAGUCUGCGCACCCGCGACCGCCAGCCUUCGGUCCGUCCCACCCUCGCCCGAACUCAGUGAUCGCAGGUCCAGUCCGCGCCACCUCUCUGCAACGCGCGAACACCGUGGCUGAUUUCUUCAGGACGCCGGCGCAACCGAGGCAGACAAUGCUCACGCCCACAGCAGCCAUGCGCACGAAGACACCGGACGCGAAGAAGCGCAUCAAUAUACACUCAGGCAUCGUCGUGGGAAAGCCGAAGGGAAACAUUGCGUUUGGCACGCCCUCGAGCUCCAACGCGCCCGGCCCGGCCGCAGCGCCCUCCAGCUCGAGUUCGUGGUCGGUGCUAACCCCAUCUACGAGUCGGCAUCCCGAAGCGUCUAGCGGCGGCACCGCGGCAGGGUUCAAGGGAAGGCGCAUCUUUCCGAGGGCGAGCAAGAAGUCGAGCCUGCCCAUGGUCGAGGGCAGCCCGGUGAAGGGUGGUGGUGCGGAGAGCAGUGGUGCGGGCGAGGCAGAAGAAGCUAUUAACAAGGUAGGCGCUUCGAUCAUCGCACAGGCGGUCGAGCGGGAGCAGGACGCAGACAAAUCGGUGUGUGCGGAAGCGUCAGAGACUGGUGAAGACUCUUCCAUGCCGGCCCCGCCUCCCAGGGCGGGCGCGGACGAGCCUCCCGCGCCGGAAUACGCGAAUGCGUCUGCGGCCGUCGCCCAGACCCUCAAGCGCGAUCCCACCCGGCGGGCCUCGCUCGCCCUGCAGCUCGUGCGCGAAGCACACUCUACCCAGCCGCCGCAGACCCCCAUCGCGUCCUCCAGCAAGGAGCAGGGCAACCCGUCGACAGCCUCGCCUGCGCUCGCGAAGCGCCAUACGCCUGCGACGGGAGCCUUCCGCGCGCCGCCGACGUCGUUCCACCCCUUUAACUUGCGAGAGCGGCCGGAGCCGAAGAGCGCGCCGAGCGUACUGAAGCGGUCCGCGUCGGGCGCGCAUGUCUCGGGGAAACGGGGUUCUGGUGAGGGGAGCGGGAGUGGGAAUGGAACGCCGAGUAAGAUGAGCGGGGUGCUGAGGGAUUGCACGGUGUUCGUGGAUGUGCGGACAGAUGACGGGGAUGAUGCGGGUGCGCUAUUUGUGGACAUGUUGGCGGACAUGGGGGCGAAGGUCUUGACUCGCGUCGGGCAGACGUGCACACAUGUGAUCUUCAAGAACGGGUUGCUCAGCACUCUGACGCGCUAUCGGUUGCUCAAGGAGCCCCGACCACUUGUGGUGGGCAUCGCAUGGGUCGUGGAGUGCGCAGAGCAGUGCACCCGCGUCGACGAGGGUAAAUUCGUGAUCAGCCUCGACGGAGUCAACGUCGCUGGCACACAGAAGCGACGACGGUCCAUGCUUCCCCGGCAAUUCUCAACGCUACAAUCAGCAGAGGGGGAUGCUCAAGGCACCUCCCCACCCGAUGCCACCAGUCCGAAGUUCAGCUUUGUACCCCGGGUGGCCAGCCCGUCCGCGACGCCGGAUGCCCAGCGGUCUUCUUCACCAUCGGUUGCUGAUACGGAUGAAGCGAACCGCAGCGGCUCUAGCCUAUCAUUACUCCCGCUGCAGAGAGCAAGACAGCACAAGGGUAUUUCAUGA